AUGGCCACGUCAACAGUAACCGGUGCAGAACAGCACCCUUCCCCGCUACAAUCAGAAUCCAACCCGGCCGAUGCACAACUGAACACAGACCUCGACAAAUUUCCGACUUUUGUUGAUGAUCAUCACGAUGCCCCUUUAAGUUCAAGCAGUCAUUCAAAUGCCGCCUAUAGAUCUAUACAAGAUGACCAUUGGAUACCACGCAAAGCGGAACGUGUUGCCUGGCAAAAUGGAGCUUUCAGGAAACACCGGCCAAGGAAAAGUAUCAGCGAGGCGAUCAGCACCAUUAGGACACGCAAUGCCAGUGUGAGCGCUAAUGCACAUGAGCUUGCCAAUGCACUGGGAGCUCCUGUGUCAUAUCGUCUAAUUAUUCUCUGCGUGAUUUGGUAUAUGACCUCCGCUCUUACGAAUACGUCAUCUAAGUCUAUUCUCAACGCCCUUCCACAGCCAAUCACACUCACAAUUGUACAAUUUGCUUUUGUUGCCACCUGGUGCCUGACUUUGACUUAUCUCUCCACGGUUUUUCCGGCCCUCAAGAAACAUAUUCCGGCACUGAAGAAUGGAAUACGUUACCCGACGCGCGAGGUCAUCUUGACUGCAUUGCCUUUGGCGAUAUUUCAGUUGGCUGGACAUAUACUAAGCUCUAUGGCGACUUCCCAGAUACCCGUGUCUUUGGUGCACACCAUUAAGGGUCUGUCGCCCCUCUUUACAGUCUUCGCCUAUCGUGUUUUCUUCCGCAUACGUUACGCCAAAGCAACAUAUCUUUCACUAAUACCCUUGACUCUGGGUGUCAUGCUAGCUUGCUCUACUGGCUUCUCCACUGAUUUCUUCGGCAUUCUGUGCGCAUUCCUUGCUGCGCUAGUCUUUGUUGCCCAGAACAUCUUCUCGAAAAAAUUAUUCAAUGAAGCAGCGCGUGCCGAGCUGGAUAUGCAAUCAGGUAGUCGUCGCAAGUUGGACAAGCUCAAUCUUCUGUGCUAUUGCUCCGGUUUAGCCUUUUUGUUGACGUUGCCGAUUUGGGCGAUCAGCGAGGGGUAUACACUAAUAUCCCAGAUUAUGCGCGACGGUUCCAUUGCCCUAUCAGUGGCAAAGGGGUCGUUAGAUCAUGGCGAGCUUUUACUAGAAUUUGUGUUCAACGGGGUGACCCACUUUGCGCAGAAUAUUCUUGCCUUCGUUCUAUUAUCCAUGAUUUCGCCAGUUUCCUAUUCAGUGGCUUCUCUUGUGAAGCGCGUCUUCGUCAUCAUCGUUGCAAUAGUAUGGUUUGGCAGCUCAACAACUUCUGUUCAGGCAUUGGGAAUUGCUCUGACAUUUCUGGGGCUUUACCUCUAUGACCGCAAUAGCCACGAUGAUCUCGCAGAUCAGAGGGCCAACGCAGAUCACUUCCGUGGGAAUGAAUCCCUUCUUCCAAUGAAUGCCGGGCCUUCGGGUAAACAAAAGGAUUCGAACGGUUAUGCUUUUCCAACGAGCAAGGCUCUUGAACCUGAAAACCAAACCCUUCGCCAGAAGAAAGAGGACGACCCCCCAGAGCACAUGCGAACGAGAGCAGCAAGUAAUCUUCCACGGACUUGGUUGCCUCCUGGCACGAAACAAGAGUCGACUUGGCAACCGACAGAUUCCUAG
This is a messenger RNA of Penicilliopsis zonata CBS 506.65, 1614 nucleotides long. RefSeq lists its product as hypothetical. Gene Ontology annotation, cellular component: endoplasmic reticulum; Golgi apparatus. The transcript is spliced from 2 exons. Gene Ontology annotation, molecular function: antiporter activity; phosphoenolpyruvate transmembrane transporter activity. Bases 1 to 1614 code for a protein of 537 amino acids. The record is from RefSeq and is a predicted model, not a curated record. Gene Ontology annotation, biological process: phosphoenolpyruvate transmembrane import into Golgi lumen. NCBI's taxonomy places the organism in Eukaryota, Fungi, Ascomycota, Eurotiomycetes, Eurotiales, Aspergillaceae.